AUGGAAAGUAGUGCAUGGAUGCAAAAUAUUGGAAACAAGCAACGUGGCAAAUUCGUUAUGCUUUUGUGUGACGUAGACAAUCCAAAUGUGAACUACGCCAUGGAUUUCCUUUCACUUAAGCGCGAAGGUCUUCCCUAUGUACGCUUAUUUGUAAAAUCGACCAAUAGUGUAUACAAAAUGGAAGACAGUUUUGAUGGUGAGAUUAACGAAGAGAGUGUGACCGCCUUCAUGAACGCUUUCGAGGAAGGAAAAUUAAAAUCCACUGUGAAAUCUCAAGAAUUGCCUGAUAAUUGGAAUGCGACAUCGUUGAAAACUCUUGUGGGAAAUAAUUUUGCUGAGGUUGUGCAAAAUAAGACGAUGAAUGUGCUCGUGCUUCUCCAUACAGCCGAAACAUCUUACACUAUACCAGUAUUCGAGAAAAUAGCCGAACUCUAUAAAGAUGUGAUAAAUAUUCUUAUUGCAAAGAUGGAUGCGGAUCAUAAUGGUAUCGCCCCACCUUAUAAGCCAGCCGAGAUGAUUCCUUCCGUCCGAUUGUACGAGGAAACUACGAAUAUUGAAAGGAUUUACGAAAAGGAUGAGAUUACUGAAGAAGGAAUCACGACGUUCAUUGAACAAACCACAGGAAUAGUGGCAAAGCGUGAAGAAGUUCAACAAGUGAAGCCUAAACCAAUAAUUUCAGAUCUUGGAUCAGAGCCAGAGAAACACGUAGAGUUGUAG
This is a messenger RNA of Cooperia oncophora, 717 nucleotides long. Lineage: Eukaryota; Metazoa; Nematoda; Chromadorea; Rhabditida; Trichostrongylidae. The record is from the annotation of a GenBank genome assembly.